UCUCCCGUGCAGUCUACCUCGAGCUCGGGGCACAACAUCUUCAACGUGUUUUCCGCAUGCCACUUUUUCUCUGAAAAUGUCAACACUCCAGACCCUGAAAACUUAUAUCAACCAGCGACUCGCGGUGGCUGUAGAGGAAAUAUCCGCCCUGCUGGAAACAACAAUAUCAAACUAUGAAGAAGAGAUUAACCGCCAGCGGAGGCUGCUGGAAGAUGAGAGGUCUGAGUUCCUCAUCAACAAAGCAGGUACGCAAGAGGCCAUGAGAUUUCGAGUCAUCAUCGAGCACGAUAUCAAGAAGAUAACUUUCCAAAACGGCCUCCCUUCAACUUUGGAGGACUUGAUUAAAGUGUUUAAACAAGCUUUUUCCAUCACCACAGAGAUAGGCCUUCUGUACAAAGAUGCUGAUUUUGAUGACUUCUUCACGCUAACCUCUACAGGUGACCUUAAGGAUAAAGACACACUCAAAGUAGUUCACCUGCCAGCACCUUCAGGUAUAACAAGGCCAGCGGCUCCUCAGGAGCGCAGACCCGCUGACUUUGAUAACUCCCUCACAAUAACCUCUACAUGUAGCCUGAAGGAUAAAGACAUAGUCAAAGUAGAGCACGUGCCAUUAUCACCAGGUAUAUUAAUGACCACGGCCCCUCAGGAGCGCAACCCUGACACAUCAGACACGUCAUCUGUAGAUGAUCGUCUCUCUGUGGAUUCACAGGAUGCUGUGAUUCCCAGUUCCCCUGCCACUGGGAGGCAAAGCCUGUGGCCUGCCAUCUUUCCCAUUCCAACCUUCUCCUACAACACGGAGAUGGCUUUGAGGCAAGGCAAUGAAAAGUUUCUCAAAGACGGAAUUUUGCUGACAUCACCUAGUGUCAAAUCUGACAUUCUGGAGCGCCUGGCGGAGGCCAUGUUUUCCUACACAGCUUAUCCCAAUGAUCCACAGAGGACUGCCGUUGCACAGGCGCUAAUAGAGAAGCAUCCCUGCUUGAGGGAGCCUGGCUCUUAUAAUGGAUGUUAUGGGUGGCAGCAAAGCCUAAAAUACAAGUGUGCAAACUAUCGGAGCAAACUUAAAGCACACGGAAACCCUGAACUGCUAAUAAAUUCACUGAAACACAAGCAGGAGGGCGAGAGACAACCUGCCAAAAAUAUCAAGAAACCAAGGAAGGCUGAGGUGAACUUCCUUCCCCCACAUCCAGCCGGCGAAACUGAUGAAAGCCUGGAGAAUGUGAGACUGGAGCUUAUUGCAGUAAGCAGGACAAAGGACAAUGGUCAGAUGAUCAAUGACAUGAUGUCCAGAACAUACAGCUAUAGAAGGAGGGAAGUAGUCGGCCAGUCCAUGACAGUGGCAGAAUUCAGAGAGAGAUGGCCUACCCUCUUCGAUCCAGUACAGAUAAAUGAAGAGUUUCGAAGGUGCAACACUGUUCCCUUGGAGCAAACAUUCAUCUCCCAGCUGGACAGGCACACGCCAAAACUGCUGGAAUUAUUCAGUUCAAAGGGAGGAGCUGUGGGACAGCGCAUGAAGAGUGUGUUGAUUGAGCUGAUUAAGGACCCGCAUGCCUCAUUGGUGAAGAAGAGGGACGUGACUCUGAGAUGCCUCAUUGAGUACCUGGGGGAGAGUGUGCAGGAGCUUGUCUCUGACUACUAUAGAACAGCAGAGGAUGAAGUGCAUCAGGACCUUAAAACACACAGUAUGAGGAUCUACGUGUGCCACCAGCCCGAUGCAGUGGGCAUCAUCAUCAAUGGGACUCCAGUUCUGACUGGUCUGGAUAACAUGUCCAAAGCCUGCUGCCUCCUCCUCGGCCUGACCUACGCCCUCAACCUGGAUUAUCCUCCCAAACUUGCCAAAACGUUUGAAGUGUUUCAAAGACUGUUUGUAGGACUUGAUAUGCUGCAGCCCAAACCAACAUCCAAGUACAUCAACCUGAAAAACAAACUGUUCACCUGAACAAUGGCUCACCUCGUCCAAGGCUAGGUUUUGUUAGUGUGUUAUAUUCAGGAGCUGUGAAGGAGUCUGCUUGUUUGAUGAUAAACUUGUGUUGGAUGUUUGAAAGAACUGUGUUAAUGAUUAAGGGUUAAAACACUGAGCUGUACCUCAGAGUUUUAAGGAACUAAUAUCCACAGUGGGCUUCUCCGGUAUCUAAUUUUUCAUACCUUCCUGAUAUUUUCACCGGAGUGUACAGUACAUGACAGUAUGACUAUAUGGUGCAACUCCCCGCCCCCGACCAGCGUGUUCGCUACUUUCAGCAGGCUCACCGUACAUUUUCCAAACUAAUAAUUACACACAUUGCUUGCCGGCUGUUAACGGUCCUGUGCACUAAAUGGGCACCAAGAAACAAACAAACAAAUAAACCUGUGAUGGGCAUUCACUGCUCACACAGCCAGAGUGGUUGGUGCUAUUCCUCCACCACUGGUGUCAUGGUGUCUUUUGGCUCAGCUGCCUGAUCCAUCAGUAGAGACCAGAGACUGACCUAUGGUGUUAUGUGCUGUGCACUACAUAUAGUACGUUUAACAGAAAGAGGAGCACCCAUAUUUUUGACGGUAUUGAAAAUCAUAUCAUCCGGAUUUCUUAAUACCCUGGUGUACCGUGAUACCGCCCAAGCCUAAUCCACAGCAGUUCCACAUGUGACAUCUCUGUAAUGUGGUUGUGCACAUGCUUCUUUGUUGGUAAGGUCAGUUCACCCAGAUUACAAAAAAAAACCAGAACAGAUUUCACCAGGUUUAAGGGCCUCAAAGCUCUGUUCAUGGUUAGAAUGUGUGUUGUAUAAGAGCUCUGAAAAUUCUCAUGUAAGCUGUAUUUUUUUACUCAAUGAGACAAGUUCUACUGUAUGUAACUUUUGUACUUGUAGCUAAAUUAUUUUAUCUCUGAGGGGAAAUACAGAAACACAUUUAAGUUUUAAUACAUUUUGUUUGACAUUUCAGUUGAGGUUGGUGGUUGCAGAGACUGUUCACUACUGGUUACAUAUGUAAAUAAAUUAGUAACAGUUUCAAGUAAUCUAAUUUUUCAACUUACAGUAUAUUGAUCUGGUAAACCAAGUUCAUAAUUGAUUAUUCCCUCACACUCCGUGUAGUGAUGUGUUCUCACAAACCUACAGUCUUUUUUUUUUAAUUGUCUCCACAGCCUGGCAGAGGCAUUGGGUCUCAUUCAUGAAACGUGAGCAGAAGGAAUUUGUGUGUAAACUGUUCGCAGACGGAAAUUUACGUGCAUGUCCGCAUUCAUCAAUAUUUUAGUAGCUCCGAUCUUUUCAUAGCUACUAACAAAAUCUACUCCUGCUCCUGACCACUCGUAGUGCUUGUGUAAAUUUAGUAAAGCACAUAAAUAUUGCUUGUCACUAUUGGAAAUUACAAUUUUAAUUCGUAUUGCGCUCUGUUAUGUACACAAUACACAGAUGCCUUUGAAACACGUAAUCUAAACAUGACAAAAUAUUAAAAAUAUAACACAUUUAGUUAAAUUAGUUGGCAAUUAGCAGGUUUAAGAUCCAGAUUAGGUUCAUGAUUGUGAAUUAUCUAUGUAAAUCGACUCAAUAGAUUACACGUUCUUUCUACAUGUUGAAUGAUGAUAAUAAAAAUAUCCGUAAGGACAGCCGGAUCACAGCCUCUUCGGCCUCGGUGCCUGGGUUCAGCAGGGGCAGCAGGAGCAGCAGGUGGUGGAGCCACGAAGGAGCACGCGCCAGCUGAAAGAAUUAUUUGAGACAACACAUUUUUUUUUUUUUUUUUUUUUUUGUGGCUUUUUGAUCAUUUGAAUGAAUAAAUCUGAUUUGAAAAAUGUUUAAUUUACGUUGUAUAAAACAGAGCUUUAGGCUAUUAAGAUUCAAAUAAUUUGAAGACGAUGCAUACAAAACUGCUGUAGGCUAUAUGUUAUCCGUAUCAUUUGUUAAAAUAAAUGUUAAAUAGCUCUACAUUCCGACAGCCAUCACUGAUUUAGAGUUUAUCCAUUACGCACAAAACAUCUCUGGUUUCCCGUUCCCACUUCAUUCAAAACCCCACAAAUGAAUCUUCUGUUUGUUUGGUGACCGCUGUAUUUUUUGUGUGUGUGCUUAUGCGUUUCUUUGCCUCCAGUUUCAUAUCAAACCAUUUACGCUUCACCUCCGACAUGGUUCUUUGUACCACGGAGACAACAUUAACAGCAUCUGUUACCUCCCUCCAGGCCUUCGCUUUGCCUGUCCCUGUCACACCACUACUAACUGAAGAAAAUAAAAUGUUU
Epinephelus moara (kelp grouper) is the source of this 4192-nucleotide messenger RNA. RefSeq lists its product as uncharacterized. NCBI's taxonomy places the organism in Eukaryota, Metazoa, Chordata, Actinopteri, Perciformes, Serranidae. The transcript is spliced from 5 exons. The record is from RefSeq and is a predicted model, not a curated record. Bases 77 to 1936 code for a protein of 619 amino acids.